Microthlaspi erraticum is the source of this 1089-nucleotide messenger RNA. The record is from the annotation of a GenBank genome assembly. NCBI's taxonomy places the organism in Eukaryota, Viridiplantae, Streptophyta, Magnoliopsida, Brassicales, Brassicaceae.
AUGUGGAAUUUACCACUAUUAAAGCAAUUAUUUGAUGUGAAGGAUGUUGCUCUAAUUCUAAUUCUAGGGAUUCCAACAUCACAUGUCUCCCGCCCUGAUUCCAUGGGAUGGUUUCUCACUCGGACGGGCAGAUAUUCGGUUAAAUCAGGAUAUGGGUUAGAACAACAAACGCGGCAGGAGAGUACCCCUCUCGUAUUUGGUCCUGACACAAGGUCUCUUCAGGCACAGGUGUGGAAAGUGAAAUGUACUCAAAAGUUACAACAUUUUCUUUGGCAAUCGUUAACGGGUUGCAUAGCGGUGGGAGAUAGGCUAAAAAGUCGGGAUAUUCAGAUAGAUCCCCAAUGUUUGCGAUGUGGGAUGACAGCGGAAACGGUUAAUCACACUCUGUUUGAGUGCCCGCCAGCACUACAGGUUUGGGCGUUAUCGCCCAUUCCCACAGUUCCAAAUAGAUUCCCAACGGGGAGCUUGUUUGCAAACAUGGCACAUCUUUUCUCGGAGCUGCCAAACGAUGAACGGAUGGGUUGUUAUCCUUGGUUACUAUGGUAUAUUUGGAAAGCCCGUAAUGAUAAGGUGCUGGGGAAUGUGGAUUGGGAUCCGUAUGACAUAAUUACAAAAGCCACAGCGGAGGCUUUGGCAUGGGCAAAUGCCAAGGAAAAACAAGAGACCGGAAUUACAAGGGUAGUUCACAGUGUGGAAGCAAUUUCCUCAGGUGUCAAGUGGAUGGGGCAUGGAAGGAAACAGAUUGUAGGGCUGGACUGGGCUGGGAAUAUCACCCCUCCAAACCGAAUUGGAGGCUCUGAUUUGGGCCAUGCAAUGUAUGUUAAGAAUAACAAGGUGGAAAUGGUGUUCGAGACGGACUGUUCCGAUGUGGUGAAGAUGGUGUCUACACCAGAGGAGUGGCCGGCGUUUGCCGUUUUGUUAGAUGAGGUUGACAGAUCCAGAACGAGAUUCACUUCUUUCUCCAUCGUCCACAUACCGAGGACGAACAACACAAAGGCAGACAAGUUAGCACGUAGUGCUCGAACUCUUCCUACUGAUGUGUAUUAUGUAAACUCUGUCUCACCAGCUUGGAUUCCCGAGUUGUUUUAG